GCGUUACUUGAUGACUGCUACUUCUAAAGGUAAUCCUAGGAUUAGAGUACUUCGAGGAUAAAGAAUAAACCUCUGAUGGUAUUUGCAUAGUUAUGAUCUUUUGAAAGUUAUUAACUCCUCCCCACGGCGUUUUGACUGAGCAUGAGGUCGGUAAACUUCCGUGUUUCCCGUCUGUAGGAAAGAUCAAUUCUUUGCAGGUAAGGAGCAUGGUGAUUCGUUUCGACUGCAAAAUAAUCCCAAAGACCCUUGCAAAAUUUUUACUAAUGAGACACUUUACUGCAAGCUCAUUUUGCUGGUAGUAUCGUCGAUGCCUACUAGCUGAUGCUAUAAAAGUCUAUAUUUAGUAGGUUGCUAUAUAUUGGACAUGAAUAUAUUUUUGGCCUACUAAAUAUUCUAUUUUGUAAAUUCACUAUUUUUUAGACAGCUUCCACGUUUCGUUUUCAUUGUUUACUACUCCAACAUUUCACCACCAAGAGCCAAUAUCUUUUAUCUUAUUUUUUCUAUCGAGGAAAAUAAGGAAGAGAUACGAUUAUCCUAACCUUGGCUAUUGUUUUCCAUAUUCGUAACUCCAAGAGUUCACGAACUGAUCGUUUCUGAAAAUAAAUGGAUGGAUAUUUCAAAUUAUGUCGCAAAUUUUCAUUUUGACGAAAAACAUGCUGCCGCAUUUGAGAAUGCAGAUGUAAGUACCAUUGACCUCUUAACUAUUGAUGUUGAGGAUUUGGAGAAGCGAACAAAUUGUAAAAAAGAUGAACUCAUCCAAAUCAUCCAACAGGUUACUCUUUUAUUGAGACCGAAGAGGAAGGUUGCUUCACAGAUAAAGCAAUCCUUCUUGACGACGGGAGAUUUAGUCUUAGAUCAGAAGCUUGGGGGUGGCAUACCUGUUGGACAAUUGACUGAAGUAUGCGGCGAAAGUGGUUCUGGCAAGUCUCAACUAUGUAUGCAGCUUUGUAUAAUGGCUCAACUUCCUAGAGCUUUUGGUGGAUUAAAUAAAGCUGCUGUAUUUAUAUCUACCGAAUCUGGACUCGAAACAAAGCGCCUAUUUGAGCUAGCAAAAUAUAUACCGGACAGAUUUCCAGAAGCUGAAGAAGGCGAUGUAUUUAUUCGAAACCCUGGUGAUAGGGUAUAUACCAUCCUUUGUCCAGAUUUAGAGUCACAAGAGCACAUUAUUCAGUACCAACUUCCUAUUCUUUUUCAACGAGAGAGUAUAGGGCUAGUUGUGUUAGAUAGUGUCGCUGCUAAUUAUCGUGCUGAAUUAAAGUACAAUCGUUCAAAAAGUCAUUACACAGAUUUAAAUAAUAUUGCUAUUAGGGGAAACCAAUUGGGAAAGCUUGCAUCUAUACUUCGAGAUCUUAGCCGGCAGUAUGAAGCAGCUGUCGUUAUUGCAAAUCAAGUGAGUGAUCGUCUAACACGGGAUUACGAUGCAAUUGGAUUGUUUAGUUUGGAUUAUCAGUCACAAUGGUUUAACGGAUGGGAUGAUUUAGAUCCUAACCCUAAGAUACCUUCCUUGGGCCUUGUUUGGACGAAUAAUGUUAACACACGAUUAGCUCUCAUCAAGCGUGCCGACAGUGCAACUGUGAAGGCGAGAAGAAUACUGAGAGUCGUUUAUUCUCCAAAUGCUGCGCGGAUUGACGUUCCAGUAUUGAUAGGUUCUAUGGGUAUUUUUGUUCCCAAAGAAGAAAAAGACGCUUCUAACCCUUUAUUUUAAAUUUCAUUAUUUAAUUAUCUAUAGAAUACUUUAUUAUGUUGUUACUCAAUUAAAUUAUAACUAAGAAAAGUUUUUUCAAGAGAAGCUUAUUUGGUGGGUAAAUGGGUUUAUAAUUCUUUUACUUAUGAAAAGAU
Molecule: messenger RNA, 1839 nt
Organism: Schizosaccharomyces octosporus yFS286
Lineage: Eukaryota; Fungi; Ascomycota; Schizosaccharomycetes; Schizosaccharomycetales; Schizosaccharomycetaceae
Product: RecA family ATPase Rhp57
Exons: 3
Coding region: 608-1705 (365 amino acids)
Biological process (GO): resolution of mitotic recombination intermediates; t-circle formation; double-strand break repair via synthesis-dependent strand annealing
Cellular component (GO): Rad51C-XRCC3 complex; replication fork
Molecular function (GO): ATP binding; ATP-dependent DNA damage sensor activity; four-way junction DNA binding
Source: RefSeq, a predicted model, not a curated record